CUUACACACUGAGAGGUUUCACCCAGGAAUGGAUACUGGAGUUGUCACCGAAAAGAAAAGGGUGAGCUCGGAGCGCAGGAAGGAGAAGUCCAGGGAUGCGGCCCGAUGUCGCAGGGGCAAGGAGUCUGAGGUGUUCUAUGAGCUCGCAAACCAUCUGCCCCUGCCCCACAAUGUCACCUCCCACCUGGACAAGGCCUCCAUCAUGAGGCUCACCAUCAGCUACCUGCGCAUGAGAAAACUGCUGAACUCUGAUCAGUCUAAGGAUGGCACAGAUAAAGAGUCUGAACUGGAGAGCCAGCUCAACAGCUUUUACCUGAAGGCCCUGGACGGCUUCCUAAUGGUGUUAUCUGAGGAUGGAGACAUGGUCUAUCUCUCUGAUAAUGUCUGCAAAUGCAUGGGCCUCACACAGUUUGAUUUGACCGGCCACAGCAUUUUUGACUUCACACAUCCCUGUGAUCACGAGGAAGUAAGGGAGAUGCUGGUGCACAGAACUGGGUCCAAGAAAACCAAGGAGCAAAACACCGAGCGAAGCUUCUUCCUUCGCAUGAAGUGCACACUCACUAGUAGAGGACGCACUGUCAACAUCAAGUCUGCCACAUGGAAAGUUCUUCACUGCACAGGACAUGUGCGUGUUCAGGAGCACAGUGAGAGUUCAGGGGGCGUUGGAUUUAAAGAACCCUCCAUUACCUAUCUGGUUCUGAUCUGUGAGCCCAUCCCUCAUCCCUCCAACAUCGAGGUGCCUCUGGAUAGCAAAACCUUCCUAAGCCGCCAUACUCUGGACAUGAAGUUCUCGUACUGCGAUGAGAGAAUCACGGAGCUGAUGGGAUAUGAGCCAGAUGAACUGCUAAACAGGUCUGUGUAUGAAUACUACCAUGCCCUGGAUUCUGACCACCUCAGCAAGACACAUCAUAAUUUGUUUGCAAAGGGCCAGGUUACCACAGGACAAUAUCGAAUGCUGGCCAAGAAAGCAGGCUAUGUGUGGGUCGAAACUCAAGCCACAGUCAUUUACAACCCCAAGAACUCCCAGCCACAGUGCGUUGUGUGCGUGAACUACGUUCUCAGUGGUAUUGUGGAGGAGGACAUGGUCCUUUCUCUGCAACAGACCGUACCUGAGGACUGUGGAGAGGAGGAGGAGCUGCAGGUAGAGCAGGAGGACAAGUCAGUUAUGGACAUGAUGAAGCUCUUCAAGAAGGACCCACUGACGUGCUCUGUGGAGAGCCCCAAGAGCCUGUACGAGAAGCUAAAGGAUAAGCCGGAAGCCCUCACCGUUCUGGCUCCAGCUGCAGGGGACACCAUUAUUUCCCUUGAUUUCGACAGCCCAGACUCUGAGAUUCAUGUGCUGAAGGAGGUGCCUCUUUACAAUGAUGUCAUGCUGCCCUCCACCAGUGAGAAACUCCCUUUGCCGAUGUCACCACUGGCUCCCAGCGACCCAUCUCCAGACUUAGUUAAAAUGGAGCCUAGAGGAGAGGAAUUUUCAUUCUCAUCCACAUCGCACCACGUCUCAGACACUGCCAAUACUCCUUCUAUCUCCGCCAGUUCCUCUGAGCCCAGCAGUCCAGCAGAUUACUUCCAUGUGGAUUCAGAUAUUGGCUCCGAAUUUAAACUGGAUUUGGUUGAGAAAAUGUUUGCUACUGACACAGAAGCCGACACCCACUUUAACACAGAUGAAAUGUGCGAUCUUGACCUCGAGAUGCUCGCCCCAUAUAUUCCAAUGGAUGAUGACUUCCAGCUGCAUAUCCCCUCCCCUCUGGACCCACUCUCUUCUGGGCCUCAGACUGGUUCUGACAUUAACUCGCUGUUCCAGCAGUCACCUCCUCGUCCAUCUUCAACAUCCAGCUCCACCGGCUCGAUAAAACCAGAGCCAUCGCCCCAUGUCCCCUCUCCUCUCCACCUGCUGCAGGAGGUGAGCAGCAUCUUCGUCACAUCCUUCGACGAGGCCUCGGGAGCCCAUGACAAUACCCCACAGACGGGCAAAGCGGCCAAGAGAAUGCAAGUGGAAGACCAGGAUCUUUCUACAAAGUCGUUGAAUGUCCAGCGGAAGAGGAAGCUGGAGAUUACCCCACUGUCUCAGGCUGUCGGGCUGGAUGUUUUGCUCCAAUCUGUGGAUGAAGCUGUUGAGCCUGGAAAGAGGGCCAAGGUGCUGGAGGUUAAAGGUUCGAGCUUGCUUGGCGGGAACAAAACCAUUCUGAUACUACCGUCUGAUGUGGCCAGUCGUUUGCUGUCCAGCUCAUUUGAGAGCAGAGGAGGGUUACCACAGCUGACACGCUACGACUGCGAGGUCAACGCCCCUAUUCAGGACCGUCAAUCUCUGCUGCAGGGCGAGGAGCUGCUUCGUGCUCUGGACCAAGUUAACUGAGUCUAGCUUGCUUAGCAAUUGCGGACACUGUAUCCCUUUAUAUCCCAUUGUAUACCCGUACCCUACCCCACAUUUCCUUCCGAAGUAGAACCAUUGCCCCACCUGUUCACGGUCUACUGACUGUCCCUACUUAUUCCAUCACUCUCAGAGGGUGUUCCUCAUAGCAGUGGCCUGGAGGCCAAAUCCUUAAUGAUUAUUAGAGGUACAUUUCUUGCUAAUCAAGGCAAAGGAGUGUAGCCUCCACUAUGACCAAGAGAAAAGUCAAGAGCCUUAAUGCUGAACGCACACUUCUCUAAAUACAGAUAUUCACUUGUCCCACACGUAUGUAUUCCCUCUGUUUUUGUCUCCCCACUCCCCACGCAUUUUGUAUUGUAGCUAAAGUCGCACAAUAAACUAUUUUCAUAAGAUAGAAUACCAGCAGCUCAUGCAAUAUUCAAAACCUUUUUUUUUUUUACACAAAUAUGUACUUUUAACAAUUAUUAUAACCAAGUUUCUUUUCUUUCUGUUGCUUUUCUCAUUUAUCAUGUUUGUUUGUAAACGGUUACAUUUAAGAGUGUUUUUUCCAGAUCCAUAUUCUCAGUGGCAGAUCUUCAUAUUCUUAUUGCUAUAGACAUACUUGUGUAUAGUUCAUCAAUCCAUUGUGCACAGGUAAAAGCAGUUCACACAAACGUGCAAAAGGGAAUUCAAAAGAAUUGAAUUUGUGGCAUUUUCUGCAAUGUGCAAAUGUCUAGGACAUGGGCUUUGUCAAAGAGGUUAAUUAUGUGAUCAUUUAAAAAAUAUAUUUUUAGCUGUCAUUUUUUUUUCUGUCAUAAUACAUGCUUACACUUCAUGCUUGGCCUGUGUCAUCCAGCAAUGUAGAUUUUAAUAUUAUAUUAUGCUUUUGAAGCAUAAUGUGGCGUGACAAAUUAUUCAGACAGAUCAGUUAUUCAAGUGUCUAAGGGUAUAUAUAGAACAUUUACUGCUCAAAUGUAAACGUUCAGAACAGCUUUCAGAAAUUGACUUUGUCCUGCAAAUAUGUUCAUUUUAUUAUAUUAUUUUGCAGUAGGAUGAACAUUUGCUUUUGUGGUGGUUGUUCUCUACUCUGUACACAUACAUGUGUGUCUGUACACAUACAUUUCCUUAACACUAAUUGUAUUGUUUAUUGCAUAAUCAUUAAAGGAUAAUUGUGGACCAGAAA
Ictalurus punctatus (channel catfish) is the source of this 3533-nucleotide messenger RNA. It is a transcript of the gene hif1ab, whose product is annotated as hypoxia inducible factor 1 subunit alpha b. The record is from RefSeq and is marked provisional. NCBI's taxonomy places the organism in Eukaryota, Metazoa, Chordata, Actinopteri, Siluriformes, Ictaluridae. Gene Ontology annotation, molecular function: RNA polymerase II transcription regulatory region sequence-specific DNA binding; DNA-binding transcription factor activity, RNA polymerase II-specific; protein dimerization activity. Gene Ontology annotation, biological process: regulation of transcription by RNA polymerase II; cellular response to hypoxia. Gene Ontology annotation, cellular component: nucleus.